Molecule: messenger RNA, 4574 nt
Organism: Daktulosphaira vitifoliae (grape phylloxera)
Lineage: Eukaryota; Metazoa; Arthropoda; Insecta; Hemiptera; Phylloxeridae
Gene: shi
Product: dynamin
Exons: 19
Coding region: 283-3018 (911 amino acids)
Biological process (GO): receptor-mediated endocytosis
Cellular component (GO): microtubule; cytoplasm; synapse
Molecular function (GO): GTP binding; GTPase activity; microtubule binding
Source: RefSeq, a predicted model, not a curated record
GUAGUCAGUCGGUGUCAUUCGGAUUCCGAUAGCGUUGGACUAGUCGUCUUUCCAUUACACGCACACGAAUAAUAAUAAUAUUGUAAUCAUUUUCGUAUUUCAUUGUGCUUUUUUCCGUCCGUAUGUUUUGCUGGUGACGUACUGUUUGCCGUCGGUGUGAUUCGCCGUAUGCACGGCUUUUAUUUCAUUAAACAUAUUGUUCAGAGUGUAUUUAGUGUGAUAUUUUAAGAGUUCAACACCUGUAGAAGUUCGGGCAAGUGCCCGACUCUAAAUUAUUUUAGAAUGGCUGGAAAUAUGGGCAUGGAGCAGUUGAUACCUAUUGUCAACAAGCUUCAGGAUGCUUUCACACAACUUGGUGUACACAUGCAACUGGAUUUACCCCAGAUCGCUGUAGUUGGUGGACAAAGUGCAGGGAAAAGUUCUGUACUGGAAAAUUUUGUUGGAAGAGAUUUUCUACCUAGAGGUUCAGGAAUUGUAACACGUCGGCCAUUAAUUUUACAACUUAUUCAAAGUACAUUAGAAUAUGGAGAAUUUCUGCAUUGCAAGGGAAAAAAGUUUUCAGAAUUUGAUGAAAUACGACGUGAAAUAGAAGCAGAAACAGAUAGAAUGACAGGUUCCAAUAAAGGGAUAUCCAAUAUACCUAUCAAUCUUAGAGUAUACUCACCAAAUGUCCUAAACAUCACAUUGAUUGAUUUGCCUGGUCUCACAAAAGUGCCUGUUGGUGAUCAACCAGCAGACAUUGAACAACAAAUUAAAGAUAUGCUGUUCCAAUUCAUUACUAAAGAGACUUGUCUAAUUUUGGCUGUAACACCAGCUAAUACUGAUUUGGCUACUUCAGAUGCUUUACAAAUAUCUAAACAAGUUGACCCUGAUGUAUUAAACCUGACCCUUGUUGAUUUACCCGGCAUGACAAAAGUUCCUGUUGGGGAUCAACCACCUGAUAUAGAGUAUCAAAUUAGAUCUAUGUUACUUACUUUUAUUAAAAGAGAUAAUUGCCUAAUAUUGGCAGUAACUCCUGCUAAUCAAGAUUUAGCCAAUAGUGAUGCAUUAAAAAUAUCUAAAGAAGUUGAUCCAGAAGGAAUGAGAACUAUUGGUGUUAUCACCAAAUUAGAUUUAAUGGAUGAAGGAACUGAUGCUAGAGAUGUGCUUGAAAAUAAACUUUUACCUUUAAGACGUGGUUAUAUUGGAGUAGUAAACAGAAGUCAAAAAGAUAUUGAUGGCCGCAAAGAUAUUAAGGCAGCAUUAGCUGCAGAAAGAAAAUUUUUCUUAGGGCAUCCAUCGUACAGACAUAUGGCAGAUAGACUUGGAACACCCUAUUUGCAGAGAGUCCUGAAUCAACAACUUACAAACCAUAUUAGAGAUACAUUACCUGGCCUUCGAGAUAAACUACAGAAACAAUUACUUACGUUAGAGAAGGAUGUAGAACAAUUCAAAUAUUUUAGACCAGAUGAUCCUGCUGUAAAAACAAAAGCAAUGUUACAGAUGAUACAACAGCUACAAUCUGAUUUUGAACGCACAAUUGAAGGUUCUGGUUCUGCUCAGAUAAAUACAAAUGAAUUAUCUGGAGGUGCUAAAAUUAAUCGUUUGUUUCAUGAACGUUUUCCAUUUGAAAUUGUAAAAAUGGAAAUUGAUGAAAAAGAAUUGAGAAGAGAAAUAGCAUUUGCUAUAAGAAACAUUCAUGGUAUAAGAGUUGGUCUAUUUACUCCUGAUAUGGCUUUUGAAGCAAUUGUUAAAAAACAAAUUGCUAGGUUAAAAGAACCAGCAAUAAAAUGUACAGAUCUUGUUGUGAAUGAAUUAUCCAAUGUGGUUAGAAUAUGUACCGAUAAGAUGUCUAGAUAUCCUCGUUUACGUGAAGAAACUGAACGUAUUAUAACAUCUUAUGUCAGAAGUCGGGAACAACUAUGUAAAGAGCAAUUGAUUUUACUAGUUGAGUGUGAAUUAGCUUAUAUGAAUACAAAUCAUGAAGAUUUCAUUGGAUUUGCAAAUGCGCAACAGUCAUCCGAUAAUUCAAAUAAAACUCAUAAAUUAGGAAAUCAAGUGAUUCGGAAAGGUUGGAUGUGUAUUCAUAAUUUAGGUAUUAUGAAAGGUGGAUCUAGAGAUUAUUGGUUUGUUUUGAUGUCUGAAAACAUCUCCUGGUUUAAAGAUGAAGAGGAGAGAGAAAAAAAAUACAUGUUACCUUUAGAUGGUUUAAAAAUAAAAGAUGUUGAACAAGGAUUUAUGUCACGCCGACACACUUUUGCCUUAUUUAAUCCCGAAGGUCGAAAUGUGUAUAAGGAUUAUAAACAACUAGAAUUAAGUUGUGAAACCCAAGAUGAUGUUGAUUCUUGGAAAGCCUCAUUUUUGCGUGCUGGAGUCUAUCCAGAAAAAUCCUCGGAUACAUCUAAUAGUGAUGAGGAUGGUCGUGAGAGCAAUUCAGAAUCUACUACAUCUAUGGAUCCAGUUUUAGAAAGACAAGUUGAAACAAUUAGAAAUUUGGUUGAUUCAUAUAUGAAAAUUGUCACUAAAUCUUGUCGUGAUCUAGUCCCUAAAAUCAUCAUGCACUUGAUUAUAAAUAAUGCUAAGGAUUUUAUUAAUGGAGAAUUAUUGGCUCACUUGUAUGCAUCAGGCGAUCAGUCUCAAAUGAUGGAAGAAAGUGCAGAAGAAGCAGUAAAACGAGAAGAAAUGAUGCGUAUGUAUCAAGCUUGUAAGGAAGCUUUAAGAAUAAUUGGAGAUGUAUCAAUGGCAACAGUUACUACACCUGUUCCACCACCAGUAAAAAAUGAUUGGCUAGCAUCUAGUCUUGAUAAUCCUAGGUUAUCUCCUCCUAGUCCUGGAAGUGCUGGGCGUAGAGGAGUACCUUCAAAUCAACCUCCAACUAAUGCAGCUUCUAGAGCACCACCUCCUCCUCCAGCUUCAGGAAGACCCGCUCCUGCUAUACCUAAUCGACCUGGGCCAGAGCAAGGACGACAACCACCAGCUCCACCAGGUAGACCCGGAGGACAAGGUUUACCACCCCCAUUAAUUCCUUCACGCCGUUAAAUUGUGUCUUCAAGCAUGUCUUUGGUGGCCAGUUUAAAUCAGCAACUUCAUUAAUAAUUAAAUUAAUUAUUUCACAACCAUCUGAUAUCUACAAUAAUAAGCAAGCAAAAGCUUGAUUCUGAUUAUUAAAAUAGAUUAUUACUUUAGAAAUUUUUAACAUUAUUACACAAAAAAAUAAUUGAAAAGUUGUCUUUUUAACUUGACAUCGUUUAGUUAAAACCAGUUGUAUUUCAUACAGUAUAAAAAGUUAGAUUACUUAUCAUUGUUUAAUUUUGGUGAUUGUUAUAUGUUAUUUGUUAUUAAAUUCAAAAAAAAAACUUUAAAUUUCCCUAUAUUUCAUAUUUCUUUUUAAAUUUGAUAUUUUCAGUUUUAAGGUGAUGAUUGUGGAAUAUAAUAUAAAAUUACCAUAAAAACUUUAUGUUUAAUAAUUAAAUACUUUAUUAACAAAAAUUAGAUUAUUUAAUGUAGCAUAACAUACUUCCAUUAAAAAUUAAGAAAAAUGUUUUAAAUGGCUUGAUACAUACUUAAAAACUAACAAAAUAAAUUCAGGCGUUACAUUGAAAAAACUAAUUAUCACUUUCAUAUUUUUUUAACCCUCUUUUAGGAGUUAUAGAAAAAAAUUUAGAUAAAAAUAUUACUUUUUAUCCACCCUUCAAAAAAUGUUCUUUUAUUUACACAUGCAUAAUGUUGCAUGUUUAUUCAUAUAAUUUAUCACUUAAAAAUAUAUGUUUACAUUUUCUGUUUUUUAAUAAAUAUUUAAGUGUGGAAAUGCUAAAAUGUAGUUUAAAUUAAUUUGGCUGUAUAAGGUAAUGUGAUAUUAUUAUCAUGACAAUUUUUUCUCCAUUUAACAUAAAUUAUAAUUUAAUUCUAAUUUUUUUAAUCUUAAUCUUAAAAUAAUUUUUUUGUUAUAAACUUGUAUUUUUAAAAUUUUAAAUAUUUUUUCCUGAGGUUGUUUUAAAAUUUUCCUUUUCAAAAUUUAUAAACUCAUUUAACAUAUAAUUGUGUUAAAUUAAGUAUUAUAUUAAAGCAAAAAAAUUUAAUUUUACUUUUUAAAUCUUAAAAAAAUUCUUAUUUCUAUAAAAAAAUUAAAAUUAAAAAAAGUUUCUUUUUAUAGUAACUCUUAAAAAUUUUAUUUAUUCCUCAAUUUUUAGGAAUAUUAAAACUAUUUAUUAAAAAUAAAGUAUAAUACAUUUUAUUUGUACUGAUAUUUAUAAUAUUUGUAUAGUAUACUUUUUUUUAAUGAUCAUCUAUAAUAGAAAUAAGUUAAAAGCAUUUUGAUUCUUGGCCAGUUUUUUUUAUUGGUCUAUACUACAUCAUAUCCUAAUUAAAGUAGUAGCUUAUUGGGAAAGAAUUUGAAAUAACCUAGUUAUAAAUUCAUAUUAUUAUGGUGAUAAAUUGGAAUAAUAGGCGAGGAUCUAUGCCACAAAUACCACAACGAGUGCAGCAAGCAGUCGGUCAAGCAGUAGCACAAGUAGCUGUAAAUGAGCUCACUAAUGCUUUUGCCAACCGUUUUAAAUAAUCUGUGGAUAUGUCUAACUGGUGAUAUAAAAAAUAUG